Phragmites australis (common reed) is the source of this 1829-nucleotide messenger RNA. RefSeq lists its product as uncharacterized. The record is from RefSeq and is a predicted model, not a curated record. Bases 572 to 859 code for a protein of 95 amino acids. The transcript has a single exon. NCBI's taxonomy places the organism in Eukaryota, Viridiplantae, Streptophyta, Magnoliopsida, Poales, Poaceae.
CCCGUGGUUGGGCGCGGGUGCAGCCGAGCCGAGCAGGGUACAAAGCCUUGUGAUGUGGUUCUCGCUCAGUCGGUGCGUCGUCCUCGCCGCGGUGGCGGCGGCGCGGUCGAACCAGACAGGUCGUACCGGCGGCGGGCUUUGAUCGGAGACUCAGGGGUGCAGAGAAGAAAUAUUUAAGUAAUUGCAAGUAGUAUCUUCUAUUAUAUUAAUAUUUUAGAGGAAAAAGAUCCACCACAUUCGUUUUGAAUGUAUACCAUGUUAAUGGAAAAAAAAAAAAGAUCGCCGCGUUGUGCAGCGGAGAGCGUACAAAUUUUAAUAUCGCCGGUGGUGCGGCGUUUUGGCAGCAUGCCACCGCCCUGCUUCCUUGGAAACAGAGCGAGCGUCCGUUGGCCGGUCCAAAACCGGCGGCUCGCUCCCUGAUUUCGCCUUCUCCCCCUCCAUUUCCCCGCCGGUUUCGCGCCCGGCCGCGUAUAAAGCGGCCUCCUUGCACGCUUUCCGCUUGUCACCCGCGGAGCUCACUGACAAACGAAGCACUUUCAGCUCAGUAGCAAGCGCGUCGCAGGCGAUCGAGAUGGCGGCAGCGGCAGCGGCAGCGGCGGGGAGCAGGAAGGCGCCGUCGCUGGUGGUGGCGGCGAGCAUGGGCGCGGUGGAGGCGCUCAAGGACCAGGCGGGCCUGUGCCGCUGGGACUACGCGCUCCGCUCGCUCUACCACCGCGCCGCCGCGCCCCGGAUCCGCGCCCUGUCCGCCUCGCUCUCCGACUCCACGGGGGAGCUGCCCCGGACGAGCGCGGGCCGGCCAUCCGCGGAGGACGCGAGGUUGCGGAAGGCCUACCACCUCGUGUGCUGGGGGCCCAACUGAUUGAUCUCGACUUCGAUCUACGCCUCUUCGGUCCUUUCUCUCAUCUCGUCGUGUAUUGCUAGAGCGCAUCCACAGUAUUACUUGAUACCUAUAUCUAAUCUCGACUUCAGAUUCUAAGUUGUAUUUUAUUUGUCUAAUUUUUUUAAUUAGAUAGACACCGUUUCAUGAAGUAAUACUUAUCCAUCCUAGUACUUGUAGAUGAUAGAGCGAUGCAAUGUUCCUUUCGAGUCUCCGAGCUGUAGGAUCCCUAAAAAACUAGGAAUUCGGGACUUGAUAUGUAGUGUUCUUGUGCAUUGUGCUCUCUCUAUGUACGCACUGCCGAUUACGGGACAAGUCCAACUCCAACCUGAACUGGACUGCAUGCGGUGACUCUGGUAGGCAGCCCUUUGUGCUGCGAUCUAGGCUUUUAGAAUUCUCGUUCUGUCUUUUCGUUUUCGAACUUCGAUUAUAUGCUGAGCUACUUCUGUAAUUUCUUUGCAAUAGUAAUGAAAUUCGGGUAAUAUACUAAUACCCAUUUUGGAAAGGGAAAAAAAGGCCCAACCUGAACUCUGAAGUGAACUGUGCAAUUGUUCCUGGACUGACAAGGAUGCCGAUAAGAUGAUACUCAUCAGACUUGCUUUGCUGCAGUUUGUAAUUCUGUAUCAUUAACGAGAGCCAAGAAGAUGAGAUGUGCUCUAGUGGCAAUUAGCAGUGCGACGAGGCAAUGCAUUACACUAUACUACGAACCCAGUACUGACACACGCAAGGGUAGAUCGGGAAGAGAGAAAGAUUCAGCGCUCAGGCCUUUCGCGAUGCGUUCAAAGUCCACAAAGAGUACAGAGGUCCAACAGGAUGGCGCGCGCAACCGGAUCCAGAUCCCUGACGUCACACGGGGUGCACAGUAAAACGCUAGGGAUGCUACAAGACCCUACCGUCGAACGCCUGUGGAUACUGUUUAUAAAAACAUUGCAUCGUAUUUACUAUUUAUUAG